This is a messenger RNA of Drosophila albomicans, 1136 nucleotides long. RefSeq lists its product as uncharacterized. NCBI's taxonomy places the organism in Eukaryota, Metazoa, Arthropoda, Insecta, Diptera, Drosophilidae. The transcript is spliced from 2 exons. The coding region runs from base 81 to 1136 and encodes 351 amino acids. The record is from RefSeq and is a predicted model, not a curated record.
GCGCGAAGCACAGCUCAGCGUUUCCACACACAAGAGAGCGAGAGAGAGAUAGAGAGAGAGAACACAAAGAGUAAAGCACCAUGAAGAUCUUCAUUUGUCUGUUGGCCACGCUGUGCGUCUGCAAUGCCACAUUUCUGUCGCUGCUCGGCGGCGGAGGUGGAAGUGGAGGAGGCGGAGGUGAAACCAAGACCACCUACAAUGUCAUAGCAACACCUCAUGGCGGCGGCGGCGGUGGCGGCGGAGGAGGAUCUGCUCAUGGUCAUGGCUACUCACAUGGAGGUCACGGAGGAGGCGGCGGUGGCGGAGGCGGCUCCGCGCAGCUCAUCAAGAUCAUUCUCGAAGAUGGCAAUGGACAAGGUCACGGACAUGGACAUGGUCAUGGUCACGGACACGGAAGCGGUGGCGCCUCCGCUGGUCACAGCUACGGUCAGGGCUAUGCCAGCGGUCACAGUCACGGCAGCUAUGGCGAACAGGUUUACAAGGUGAUCGAACAACCCGCCGCGCCCGUUGCGCCCACCGCUUACCAUGGCGGCUCCUCCGGUGGCUACUCUUAUGGCAGCUCAUCCUAUGCCGCAGGUCAUGGCUACGGCAGCGGCUCCUCCCACUCCCAUUCCCACGGCUCGCAUUCCUCUUCAGCCUAUCAGCUGAAUGCCAUUCUCCCGCAGAUCAUUCAACUUGUGCUCCAGGAAGAUGCUUUGGGUCAUGGCGGUUCCUCCUCUGGAGGCGGUGGCUAUGGAAAUGUGGAUGCCCUCAAUGGACAGCUGAUUGAUGCCUUCGGCCAGAAGGGCAAAGCAAUCAUCAUGCGUGCGGACAAAGCUCAAGGCGCCUUCUUCAACAGCGGACAUGUGGUGCAACGUGGCACCCUCAAGGUGAUGCAAGUUCGCGACCAGUCGCAGCAGCAACAGCGUCAGGGAGGAGGCGGUGGCCUCUGGAGUCUCUUUGGCGGCGGCGGCAGCGGCUCGAACUCAGCUGGCGGCAGUGGAUGGAGUCAGGGAGGCGCCUCUUCGGGAGGUUGGAGUCAGGGAGGAAGCUCCUCGGGUGGUUGGAGUCAGGGUGGUGCUUCAGGCGGUGGCUGGAGCCAAGGAGGCAGCUCAGGCGGCGGUGGCUGGAGUCAGGGAGGCAGCUCCGGAUGGUAG